This is a messenger RNA of Doryrhamphus excisus (bluestripe pipefish), 9674 nucleotides long. RefSeq names its product SH2B adaptor protein 2 (gene sh2b2). Gene Ontology annotation, molecular function: transmembrane receptor protein tyrosine kinase adaptor activity. Gene Ontology annotation, cellular component: plasma membrane. Gene Ontology annotation, biological process: antigen receptor-mediated signaling pathway; intracellular signal transduction. The record is from RefSeq and is a predicted model, not a curated record. NCBI's taxonomy places the organism in Eukaryota, Metazoa, Chordata, Actinopteri, Syngnathiformes, Syngnathidae.
UCUCUGGGUACUCCUGUUUCCUACCACAUUCCAAAAACAUGCUAGGUUAAUUAGCGACUCCAAAUUGUCCAUAGGUAUGAAUGUGAGUGUGAAUGGUUGUUUGUCUAUAUGUACCCUGUGAUUGGCUGGCCACCAGUCCAGGGUGUACCUCGCCUCUUGUCUGAAGACAGCUGGGAUAGGCUCCAGCAACCCUCAUGAAGAAAAGCGGGAGGAAAUGGCUGAAUGAAUGAAUGAAUGGAAAGAAAAUGUAACUUUCUUGAAGGUGACUAGUCACAUGAUUCCAGGAUUCAUAGGGUUUGUUAUCCGGCAAGUUAGCUUCCUAGCUGGGUACAUGUUAGCUGAGCAUGACUGACUUUUCACAUAUUUGGGUCUCCUGAGUAGGGGUGUGUAUUGGCAAGAAUCUGGCGAUACGAUACAGCUCACAAUACGAUACAUCACGAUACUGUUAACAAGGCGAUAUUUUUUUUUCCUUGUAGUUAAAGAUUAUUUCCUGGAAAAACUGAAUUACACCAGCAAUAUGCACUUACUAAACACAUUUUUAUUCCAUUAGAACAGUAUGUUAUGCUGUAUCACAAACUUUCCUCUGUAAAAACUUAAAGUGUAGCAUUUGGAUAAAUAGCUUUAACAUCCAGCUUUAAAUUUACAAAAAAAAAACAACAAAAAAACAAAUAAGUUAAAUUAUAUCUCAAGAUCCUGCUCAAAUGUUCACAUUCUAUUAGCUGUGAAAAAAUGCAGAGUAUACAGUCCCUGACUUAUCCACCAUCAGAACAGUAUUUUUGUGCAACAAAGUAACUAACAUCAGUAAAAAGGUCCUUUUAGGAUUCUUGAAAUAACCAUUAUUUAACAAAAUAGUGAUAUCAAUUUGAAAAACAAAAUACCUGCAAUAUCACAGUACUACUUUUGUAGUAUACAAAAGGAUCUUUGCAUUGCUUGAUAGCGGCAGGUCCUCAUGGUGUCUCGCUAAGUGGACUCACAGAUUUGCCGUGUUUGCCAAAUACUUCCCGUGUCUGCACUUAAAAAUAAAUAAAUAAUAAAUACCAUAUAAAGUCUAUGAUAAAUGCCUAAAAAUACCGGUAUCAUACUUUUUAAUAUCAAUGCAGUAUCGUAGAGCGAAGUAUUGCGAUAUAUUGCCGAAACGAUAUUUUCUUACACCCCUACUCCUGAGUGCUAAUGUAAAAUUAAAGUAUCAAUGUCCAGCUUUGAUUGACACGAUCGGAGUUUGGGCUCAUCAUCAUGUUGGAAGACUGCACUUCCGGCUUGACAAUACAGUACAUGUUAAAAUUCAGGUUUCCCCUCAAUUAACCGCAGUGCAGGCAGCACUCGUGCAGGCCCAGACCAUGAUGCUACUCACAUGCGUUGCUAGCUAUGUAUCUCGUAUCAUGAGAUCAAAAUAUAAUCUUGCAUUAAUGAGUAAAUAAAUUAAUCACAAUUUUGCCUAGUUAGCUUUAGUUAGCUAAAGUUAGCUUUAGCCAUGCGCUGCUUGGUCCAUCAUGAAAAGACACUAACUUUAGAUCUCUCAUAUGUGAUUUGUAUUAGCUACAGUUCUCCUUCUAGGCAAUGUAGCUUUGCUACUGAUCCAGAUUCCCUUAGGUCUGGUUCCGGUUUUCCUUGUCUUUCGCCUCCAAACAGACAGGAACCUCUUCUUCUCUGUGAAUUGCUUUCAACGCACAGAAAAAAUGGUGUGGGGAUUAAUAAAUAGCAAAAGAAAUGCUGCUUUUUAAUACAGUUGAAAAGCCAACAGGAAAUGCUGCAAAUGUUUUAUAGACGGUACGAAUUGGAGGUGAGAAAAUACAUGUCAUAAAUGGCAAUUUAGAGUGAAAGCUUGCAUUGUUAUGACAUACGUAUUAUUAUGCUAUGUUAUCAUAAUAUUAGUGCUGACAAUAAUAUUCCUUCGAAAAAGCACCUGCUUUGUUUUGGGACUCAGUUAGAUGAAAAAAAGUCGUACUUUUCUUAGCUUUUCCCUUCGUGAAUUUUGCAUACAGUUGUGAUUCGAUGCAGGUGAAGCCCCCGAGUCCCUCUGUGUCAUGCCUGUACUGUAUUUUUUUUUUGGUGGGGGGGGGGGUGUCUGUGGUCAUCUGUAAAAUUAGUUAGACCUGGUGGGUGUCAGAGCGACAGGAAAUGGAAGUCAGCGUUGGAAUGUGUGUCUCCCACACGCUGCAGCGUCCUUUUAUCGCUGGCUGCCAUAUGGACAUUGCUGCCUGCGAUGGAGGACAUGCUAAUUUGAGAUUUGUGCGAUGACGGGGGGGGGGGGGCUGAAGAAGGAAAGACACGCAUGCAAUACAUGGUGAGGACACUCAUCUUCAGUUUGUAAACAAACAACAUGGCCGACGUGGAUCAACAUUAUGGGAGACUUUUUUUUUUCCUCCCGCUGCUGCCGCUGGUCCCGUGGAGGUUAUUGGCAGUCAGGUCAAAGGUCAGAGCCCGGCUCGAAGACUAAAGGGAGGUCACCAACGGGGGUUAUUACAGGUGACCCCUGUACUUCUGCUUCUUGUCCAACAAUUCUAACUGAGUAUGACUCAGUUAGCAUUAGCGUUCAGUUAGCGUUCAGGCAGCUGUUUUUGUGAUGUCCUGAAGUGUCCUCACUCCACAUGCAACCCCGGUCUUAUUUACAUCUUAUAUAAGACACCAUCAUUAAUGAAUUCAUAGUGAUGGUGCAUGCGUGCGUGCCUCCAUGUCCUGUACUCAGUGUGCUGCUAGCUCUCUCUCUCUCUCUGUGUGUGUGUGUGUGUGUGUGUGUGUGUGUGUGGGGUGCAGGCUAAUCUUACAAAACAUGGCCGAAAAUUCAAAAAUUCCCUGGGGUGAGCACACGACAUGACCAAUCAUGCUCAUUUGCCAAUCACUGCGGGCACGCUGCUGGCAGUGUGGGAUUUUUCUUUUGGAUGCAAAACAUGUGAAACUGCACUGCACUCGACAGACAUCCCAUAAUAAACAUCAUCUGUUUAUUUUUUACGGAGGGGAAAUAUACAGUAUAUUGAAUAUCACACAAAUAAGUGAAUAAUCUGUAGUGGGAAAGUGUAUAACAGAAUAAAAAUACUCCAACAUACUACAGUAUAUGUACACGUUUGCCUGCCUUGGAGGCGAUUCGUAACGUAUAUUUUUUAAUAAUUAUUAUAUAUUAUAUAUUAUUAUUAUAAUUCGAUGUCUUCUUUGUCAUAUUGUACUGAGUAGCCAUAACAGCUUGGUUCACUAUUGGCAAAAGCAGAUACUACAAGGUACUACAAGGUACUAUAGUACAUAAGUUCAAAGCAUGCCGACUCUAUACCAUACCGUAUGUAUGUAGCUUGUAUUAUUAUAUUAUUAUUAUUAUUAUACUAUAUAUAUUCCACUAUACUCGAGGUUCUCAGUUAUUUUCUGUUAUAAUUCCGCCAUAAUUUUUGAUGGAUUUGAAAUACUGGUAAGCUGGUAAUAUGUAUUUAUGUGUACAAACCACUGUAGGAGUUGUUAACAGAAGAGAUUUUAUGACUCCUCCCCUAUUUCCCCACCGGACACUUUGAUAUUGUAUAUCUUUCUGUUAUGAUUAUCAACAUUAUGUGGUUAUGUGGUUUUUUUUUGCUCUAUUAUUCCCAUCUUGCUGUUUUUCUUUUGGGGAAAAAUGUAUUUCUACCAGAGCCUUUUCCAUUGCUGCCCCCACUCUCCGGAAUUUUUUGCCACCGACCUUCCCACCUUCAAAAAACAACUCAAAACCCACCUGUUUAAAUCCGUUUUUAAUGUUUAACUUUUUGUAACUGUCUAACUGUGCCCUGCUUUUAGCCUUGUUUUUAGCCCUGAAUGAAUGAAUGUAUGGAUGUUAUAUUUUAAAGUCUACUACUCUUUUUUUUUAUUUAUUAUUAUUAUUAUUUUACUUAACUCUACAAGAGAGGAGAAAUAUGAUACUUAAUCUUAAACUUGCUGAUAUAGUUAAUCUUCAAACAGCUAAAAUAAGGCAUAAGGCUAAAAAUAACCAAUUACCUAAAAAUGUCAUCCAGUACAGUACUCUACAAAAGAGGAGAAAUAUGAUCUGAGGGAAGAACUACAUUUGAAACACUUCUAUGCUAGGACUACGUUAAAAAGCCAUAGCAUUUCAGUAUGUGGAAUCAAACUAUGGAAUGGAUUGAGUAAGGAACUCAAACAAUGCACAACGAUGAGCCAAUUCAAGAAACAAUACAAGCAGUUGAUGUUUGCUAAAUACAAGGAUGAAGAGUCUUGAACCAGUCAUGAUGUGCUAUAUAUAUCACUAUAUUGACACUUACUAUGGUACCCAUUGUGUCAUUGGAUGGUCAUAUCACCUCGUACUUUGGUACGUGACAAAAAAUUAAAACAAAAAAAAUAAAUAAUUAAAAAAAUAAUAAAAAAUAAAUCAAUUAAUAAAAAAUAAUAAAUAUUUAAUAUAAUAACAUAUAAUAAAUUUAAUAAUUUUAAUAAUUUAAUACAAAAAUACUAAAUUUUAAAUUAUAUCAGGAAAGCAGGAAGUGAACAAAUGUAACAGUUACUGAUUGUAAAAGUACCAGAUGGAGGGGUAGGAUUUAAUAAGCUUUGCUUCUUCCUACUCCUUUUGGACAUGUGGAACUGUGAACUGAUUUUGUGAUGCAUUCAAUUGUAAUCUGAUGCAUGUUCAAAUGAAAUAAAACCAUUACCAUUACUUUAUUUUUCUUCACUGUAGAGCGUCUUUGAGUACUCUGAAAAGCGCUAUACAAAUAAAAUAUAUUAUUAUUAUUACCAUACCAAUAACAAAAACAAGGCACGGGUCACAAAAGGCCCCUGGGUCGCCCUGCUUUUAUAGCCCAGGGUUGAGCGUGUGCUUUGGUCGUCAUCAAACAACGGUAAUUAAAGAGAGAAGGUUGUUAAUGUAGCUGGUAAUGAUAGUUUUUAUUGCAAAUGUUGAUCGGAAAUCGGAAAACGAGGCAUACGCUGAGUUACACAGGAAUUAAUGUCGACCUCGGGGGGGGGGGGGGUAAGCCUUUGUAGCUUAGUAUAAAACUACGUACAUGUUGACAGGUCUGCAUUAAUACCAUCACCCCCAGUGUUUGAUUAGCACUGUAUUACUGUAUAAUGCCGUUAUUGUGAUGAGUGUAAAACUGCGUAUCCAUGCAUGAAGCUCCUCUGUUGUUCUCUGUGAUAAUCCACAAUAACACAAUGUUCAUCAAGCAUAUGUCCUUCCUGGAGGGCUGCCGGAGAUACAAGAGGAGGAAUUGUGCAAUGUGAGGCUGCAGUUUAUACAGCAUUGUUUCUUUUUUUCCCUCUGCUCCCUGAUCACUGACGGAUAGCUUAGCACUGCGGGAAGGCGGAGGAGGUGCAGGAGGCACAGUAGUGCUAGAUCUUAACAUAAGAUAGGAGAUGAGAUAGUGGAAGGAGGCCAGGAAGGCUCAGUGGCUGCGAGCCCCGCUCCCCCUUUGGUCCUCCUCUGUUCCCACCUCCACACUUGAUUGUUUUAGCAGCUGCAGCCAAAACAUGCAACCCUUCCUUCCCCGCCGUCCUCCACCGUCCUCCACCGUCCUCCACCGUCCUCCACCGUCCUUCUUUCAUUCAUGGAUGCUUCUCUUGCUGUCAGUCAUAAGUCUGCUGAGGUUGAGGAAAAAGACAGCUUCCCCGUGCCGUCCACUUCCUCCAGUCCGGUCCCACGGUUUGAGUUUCAUGCUGACUCGCCUGUCCUCGGUGGGUUGGCAUGGCCCAGUGAUGAACGGAGCGGUGGUGCCUGGUAGCCCGGAGCUCUCCUCCUCGUGCCCGCUACCUGACUGGCGAGAGUUCUGCGAACUCCACGCUCGAGCCUCGGCCGCUGACUUCGCUCACAAGUUCCAACGCUUCCUGACGGAAAACCCAUGCUACGACUCACCCGGUGCUGAUGCCAGCUUCUCGCAACACUUUGCCCAACAUUUCCUCGAGUGCUUCUCGGCUGCUCUGACGCAAGCACGGGAGAACCAAGCAUCGUUGGCGGGUGAGGACGGACCAAACGUAGCGCCCAAGUACAGCAUUGUUCCUUUCCUGGGGAUACAGGGCUGCCCCUUGUCCUACAGUCACGACCUCUACCAGAGACGCAAGGACGCUGGGGCUUCCAGCGAAUCCCUGGACAGCAUGGACAGCGGAGGGGGCGGGAUAGAAGGUGGAGGCAGCGCCACUCCCCGCGUUCAGGGAACUCAACCCACCCACAAGGUGUCCGCUUUGGGUCAAUCCCGAAGUUCCGAGGAUGUGUCUGUGAGCCAUCCCAAAGCUCGCUUCAAGAAGGGCUUCUCCUUAAGAAACAUGAGCCUUUGCGUGGUCGAUGGAGUGAAGGAGAUGUGGCAUCGUCGCGCUUCCCCAGAACCGGAUGGUCCCUCUUCUGCUAGAAAACCAAACGGAAGUGUUGGAGGCGGGAGCGGCGGAGGAGAGGCGGCGACGGCGGCGGCAGGGGAGAGGUGGUCCCAAAAGCUGAGACUACCCAGAGGCUCACAGGGCCACAAGGCCGAGAUGCUGGAGAUCCAGAGGGAAGGAGCACUGAGGUACAUGGUGGCUGAUGACACCAACUGCAUGGGUGCUGCACAGUGGCAGAAGUGCCGUCUGCUGUUGAGGAAGACCAAGAGGGAUGAAGGAGCUGAGCGGUUCUUACUGGAGUUCUACGUACCACCCAAGUCGUCCAAAGCGAAAGUGAGCAUCCCCUUGACAGCCAUCGUGGAGGUGAGGACCACCAUGCCUCUUGAGAUGCCCGACAAAGACAACACUUUUGUUCUCAAGGUGGAAAACGGGGGCGAAUACAUCCUGGAAACUAUUGACUCGCUGCAGAAAAACUCAUGGGUCGCUGACAUCCAGGACUGCAUAGACCCCGGCGACAGUGGUGAUGACAUCGAGCUGGCGUCGUGUCCUCACGGUCAGGCCUCCUCCAAAGACUGCAGCAUGGUGGCCUCCUGCAGCUGUGAGCUGCUCUCCGAGGGUGUGUAUCGAGCUCCGGAGAGGUUAUGUCCUACAGCAGCCGAGCAUUACAGUGCCCCCUCAGUGCGUUGCAGGGAACCCCCCUUCACUCAGCAUCCGUCCCACAUGCCUUUAGAGCGCUUCCUCCAGUCCCCGGAGGCCCAGGGCUCCAACCCUGCAGCAGGCAGUGGCGUUGACGGAGCCAAGCUCUCAGAGGGCGAGGCCAGCCUUGCAGGGUACCCGUGGUUUCACGGGACGCUGUCCCGUGUGCGAGCGGCGCAGCUGGUGUUGGCGGGCGGGGCGAGGAGCCACGGGCUUUUCGUGAUCCGGCAAAGUGAGACGCGGCCCGGCGAGUACGUGCUCACCUUCAACUUCCAGGGCAAAGCCAAGCAUCUGCGUUUGUCCGUCAAUGACAACGGGCAGUGCCACGUCCACCAUUUGUGGUUCCACACCGUGUCGGACAUGUUGAGACACUUUCACGCUCACCCCAUCCCGCUGGAGUCCGGAGGAUCGGCUGACAUCACGUUACGCUCCUACGUUCAAGUGCAGAGGAGCCCCCCUGCAGAUGUCACCGUGCCACCAGUUGUCACCCCAUCCAGAGACGCAGGCUGCCGCCCGGAUUCUAACCCACAACAUCUGCACCCUCCUGGCAUCCAACCCUCCACGGGGCCUCCUCCGGAUACCCCUCUCUCCUCGAGUACCUCCUCGUCACCCACCGCCCUUCCCUCCCUCUCCCGUAGCGACCCAGGUACAGGGGGCGGCUUACAGAGCCGCAGCAACAGCUCGGAGCGCCUACUCGAGGCCUCUAGUGGCGCAUCCGAGGACUACCACGAUGCUGACGGGACUCGAAGGGCCCGAGCUGUAGAGAACCAGUACUCUUUCUACUGACAUGACGUAACGGCACACGAUAGUCAAGACUUGUUCAAUGACGAAAAUGGUCCAAACCCUGCAGGAUCAAAGGUGAUGCUUGUUUUUGUUUCAAACAAGCAAUUUCCUGUUUGUCUUAACUUUAAGAGCGGAGGUGAGGCCGAGGCCGGGAUAAAUCCAUCAGGUCGUUGCAGCUGUGUUUCACACUGUCAGAGCGUAACGCGGCGUGACGCAAAAGGGCUACAAGGAGAGCAGACUCACAGUGGGGCUGGAUGGAUGGAUGGAUGAUGGAAAAUAAGAGCGCCGAGGAUGUGUGUAGGCAGAAAGAGCAACAGGAAGUCAUCCCGUAUUCUCAUAUGGCUUUCAUUCACUUCAUCUCACCACUUCCUCUUGACAAAAAAAAUACCCCAAAAAAACUGAAAUGACCCCGAAGCGAGACUCCAGCUCAUGUUUGUAAAGCUGCUUCGAGUCCAUCUUUGGUAUCCUCGCCGCUUCCCCCUUGUUAGCACGCAAGUGAUGGGUGUGUUAGCAUCAGUUCUGAUGGUGAUGGAGGUCUUCUUAUGUUGCGUUUCAGAAAACUGGGACAUUGAUAUAAGCAAACUGGUCCCAUUUCGGACACAUGGUCCGAUCUAAAAUAUGUUUAUGUCAUGCAGCUUGACUUCAAGGUCUGAAAAUUCCCACUCCACAGUUUUCCGGGGACUGCUUCGAGUCCAUCUUUGGUAUCCUCGCCGCUUCCCCUUGUUAGCACGCAAGUGAUGGGUGUGUUAGCAUCAGUUCUGAGGUGAUGGAGGUCCUGUUAUGUUGCGUUUCAGAAAACUGGGACAUCGAUAUAAGCAAACUGGUUCCAUUUGGUUGACACAUGGUGCAAUCUAAAAUAUGUUUAUGUCAUGCAGCUUGACUUCAAGGUCUGAAAAUUCCCACUCCCGAGUUUUCCGGAAUGCAGCGUUAGCGCCUCGAUCACAAUAUCGGUAUCAAUUCCUUCUUUAGCAUCGAACUAGCUUUUCUCCUGCAGCAUAAACGUAUUGAAAAGUGACGUUGGGUCUCUGUGACAAUGUCAGGGUGGCUCUCAUUUUGUUGUCACACUGGCUUAUUUCUAUGAGUGUGUGUGUGUGUGUGUGUGUGUGUGUGUGUGUGUGUGUGUGUGUGGUAUAGUAAGAGUAUUUUUUGAUGAUCGCUAUGCUACAGUAGUGUUUCUAAAACAGGGUUUUUUCUGGGGUCCCUCUGUCCGGUGCGGGUACUGUGCUAAUGACAUGCUGUUCAUGAAUAUAUCACGUUCAAUUCCCGCCUUGAAAGAUGUGAUUAGAACCAAAAUCCAGCAUUUAUCAAAUGACGGAACAGGAUCAGCACAGCAGACUAGUUGGAGAGGAUGGCCAUGCUUGACCGGGACGUAUGCGGCGGCUUCACUGCUUUGCUUUAAUAUUCAAUAAGAAAGUCAUAUUUAGAAUGAUUAAACAAAAAAAAGUGACAUCUUUAACAUAUCAAUGAGCUGUGCAAGCGUGGCCAUCUUGCAAGCAUUUCCAAGAACAGGCAUUGGUGGAGCGGAUGGAGCAGUUAAUGUGCCAAUUUGAAUCCUAUUUUUAAAGCAUAUUUAUUCUUUAAGUUGUUGUAAAUGCGCCCCCACCCCAACCCAACCCAACCCCAUGGAGUCUUAUCUUUGUGCAAAAAUGGUGGAUUCUCAAGUGAACACCUCCCACCCCCACCUAAAUAUCACAGACAGACUCAUACCCAAACCCCCCUUUUUUUGUUUUGUUGAUUUUCUGUUGUCUGGCGACGUUUUGAAGAGUCUGUGCAAUUCUUGCUCACGUCUCCCCUUGAGUUUAUUAACACUUGGUAAAACAAAACAAAAAAACAAUUCUGUUGAGUUUUGAAGAGUCUGUGCAAUUUUGUACAAAGUGACGUACUUGACAUACUACUUUAUAUUUCUGUGAAUAAAAUGUGAACAACACCUA